Molecule: messenger RNA, 1198 nt
Organism: Phanerochaete carnosa HHB-10118-sp
Lineage: Eukaryota; Fungi; Basidiomycota; Agaricomycetes; Polyporales; Phanerochaetaceae
Exons: 5
Coding region: 477-863 (128 amino acids)
Source: RefSeq, a predicted model, not a curated record
AUUCUUCACUCUCGUAUAGGUAGACUCCACAGACGUGCCUAGAAUUCGCACACAUAACAGUGUGAUCCGGGCGACCCCUUCACAUAUUCCGCAUUAAAUGCCGCCAAGUGAUCUCGGCUAUUGGCUUGCAGGGACGACUUACCGAAUGCUGCUCAAUGUCUCGGUGAGACGAGGUCGGAUUUGUCACAACCUGGAGUCUCGACGCCUUUGUGCGGCAACAUCCGCAGUAUUGGUUCGCUUGGCCACUUGACAAAUAAUGCCUUGGACAGAUGCAGUGUCCAGCGCUUCGUGGGUUCGACUAGGCGUGUGCUGUGCUCUGAAAUCAAACCAAAACGACCUACCUCUGAGUCUCGGCGCGAGCAUCCUUUGUCGCGCCCGCACAGGCCUCGCAAGCCCGCGGCCUGUAGUGUAUAAAUACAAGCCCGACUUAGUCGGAGAGUCCCCAGUCCGGAGAGCACUUCUGCCCAUCGACGAACAUGUUCUCCAAGACCACUCUCUUCGCUACCUUCCUUGCCACCGUCGCCAGCGUGGCGGCUCAUCCCCUAGAUGUCUGGGAUCCCAAGAUCAUCACUCCCAAUAGCUAUACUGUCUGGGCUCCCGGCGGCACCUACAACGUCACUUGGGAUACUUCCGAUGCCCCCGCUAGCAUCAGUGAGGGCUCCGAGGUUGUCCUCGCAAAGAGUGGCGUCCUGGAUUCUGCCAACCCUCUCGCUCAAGGGUUCGACCUGCGUGCCGGCUGGGUCCCCGUCACCAUCCCCGCGUCCACGAUCCCUGGCAGUGACUACUCUAUCGUUCUCUUCGGCGACUCUGGUAACGCCAGCCCGGAGUUCGCCAUUGAGUACCUAAAACCUGUACAACUCUGAGCCCAUCUGGGCGCACUCAGCACAGAUGAUGUUUAACCCUCACACGGACUGUCAUUUUUUGUCUUGUACUGAACCCCCGACCGUGACAAUCAUGGCUUCUCACGAACCAAACUUUGUCUUCGCGACGGGUUUGAACGUUUUGGGCUGCUAGCAAAUACCCCCUCCACAACCGGUCCUGUUCGACAUAUCUUCAAGCGCCAUCCGGUAUUCUGCUCACGCAGCCUAAAUCGCGAUGGGGAGGCGCGACCUCGCUGAAGCUCAGACGCGUCUUGUGGAGGUUCUUCUGAAGGACGUAACGAGGAAUGGAGCACAUAUUCACCCAACACGAAGAUAGG